UUUGAAUGCUGGGACUGCUGCAGAGGGCCAGAAGAGGGAGAGGAGAGACGAAGGUGAAUCAGGGAUAGACUGAGGAGGACAGAGGACGGACAGAUAUUUCCCAACAUGGCUGAGAGCACAGAUAUGGACAAUCUCCUGGUGUCUUUCAAGAAGUUUGCCAUCCACGGAGACACGAAGGCCACAGGGAAGGAGCUGAACGGGAAGAACUGGGCCAAACUGUGCAAAGACUGUAAGAUCAUCGAUGGCAAGAAUGUUACCAGCACUGACGUGGACAUCGUCUUCUCCAAAGUCAAACAGAAGACGUCUCGGGUCAUCACAUAUGAGGAGUUUCGAAACGCUCUGGAGGAACUGGCUCCAAAGAGGUUCAAAGGUCAAAGUAAAGAGGAGGCACUGGAGUCUAUCUUCAAACUGGUGGAGGGAAAAGAGCCAACCAAUGUCGGAGUGACGAAAGUGGCGAAGACGAGGGCUGUUGAUCGUCUGACAGACGCAUCCAAAUACACUGGAUCACACAAGGAGCGCUUCGACGAGACCGGCAAGGGCAAAGGUCGCGAGGGGCGUGAGGACCUGGUGCAGAACACGGGCUACGUGGGAGCUUACAAGAACGCCGGGACCUACGACUCUAAAAUGAGGGCUGAGAAAUAAACGAGAAGCAAGAAGAGCAGCUCCUCGACAGCACUUAGUCUGGACCAAACCUUGAACUUUAAUCCCCCAUGUGUGUUUGUGUGAGUGUAUCUAUGAGAGUGUGUGUGUGUGAGAGUGGCUUGGGCAGACUGACAGACUCUCAUGUCUGUAAACUCUUUAAACACGUGGAAACAACAGAUGUAGUCAAACAUGACCAGGUGAACACUUCAUAAUCACUACGGCUCCAUCAGGACUGUUUGAGUCGACAGGAAAGGAGGGAUCAUUUUAAGAGGAGGUGCUCUGCUGAAUUUUCUUUAGUGAAAAUCACAUUCCUGCAAAACCAAGUAGAUGAAUGUUGUGGUGCAAGCAUGCCAUCGCCUCUGGAGUAAUCAUGCUGGCAGGUCAAAUUUGGGUAAAGGGACAAUGACUGACCAAAAUAGCAAAGUUGCAUAAAAGUUGGAGGGAUUGUUGAAUUUGUGAUUUGCCAGGAUGUAGCCGAGGACCUCCACUUCACACCGGAAAUCAGAAAAUCCCCACAAUAUCUCGUCUCCUAAUACUGGAAGUCACUUGAACUGAACG
Molecule: messenger RNA, 1200 nt
Organism: Cheilinus undulatus (humphead wrasse)
Lineage: Eukaryota; Metazoa; Chordata; Actinopteri; Labriformes; Labridae
Gene: tppp3
Product: tubulin polymerization-promoting protein family member 3
Exons: 4
Coding region: 106-642 (178 amino acids)
Biological process (GO): microtubule bundle formation; positive regulation of protein polymerization; microtubule polymerization
Cellular component (GO): microtubule
Molecular function (GO): tubulin binding
Source: RefSeq, a predicted model, not a curated record